GGAUGAGCGGCGAGGAUGCUCGCGGCGCGCUCGGAGGCCGGCGCCUUCGCCUUCGCCUUCAUCCCAGUAUGUCCCGCGCGCCGCUGCAGCUGCGCAGCGAGCUCCAGGCCACGGGGUGCGGGCCCCGCCCCGGAAGAGGACGGCGAACGACCCCGAAAGCGGCAGCACACGACCGGCGGGCCUCCGCAGCGCGCUCCAGCGCCUGGAAGUGCUCUUCCCUUAGCGACUCGCUGGAAACCGGGUGAAGGUGACAUCUUGGUGGGUGCCGGGAGGCUGUAUGUCCAGCCAGUGAAGAGGCAUCACUGGGAGCUGGUGUCUCACUGGAGCAGUGCCCAGCCGCACCUGAUCCACAGGCCCACAGUCCCAGAGUCUGUACAAGCUCCCCAGCACCUGCUUUCCAGAAGCUUCACCCUCGGCCUUCCGUCCACUCCAGGCCGUCCCUCCCCUCGCCUCCAGAGACGGAGACGGGCUGCAGGGGGCACCCUGCACCUGGAGCUGCUGGUGGCUGUGGGCCCCGAUGUCCACCAGGCUCACCAGGAGGAUACAGAACGCUACGUACUCACCAACCUCAACAUUGGAUCAGAACUGCUGAGGGACCCGUCCCUGGGGGCUCAGUUCCGUGUGCACCUGGUGAAGCUGAUCAUUCUCACAGAGACCAAGGAUGCUCCCAACAUCACAGCCAACAUCACCUCGUCCCUGUUGAACGUUUGUGAGUGGAGCCAGACCAUCAACCCUGUGGAUGCCACAGACCCUGGGCAUGCCGACCUGGUCCUCUACAUCACCAGGUUCGACUUGGAGUUGCCUGAUGGCAACCGACAAGUUCGGGGGGUCACCCAGCUGGGGGGUGUCUGUUCCCCCUCCUGGAGCUGCCUCAUCACAGAGGACACUGGCUUCGAUUUGGGGGUCACCAUUGCCCAUGAGAUUGGGCACAGCUUUGGCCUUGACCAUGAUGGUGCACCAGGCAGUGAAUGUGAGCCCAGUGGCCAUGUGAUGGCAUCUGAUGGUGUGGUGCCAGUGCAUGGGGUCCUGGAGUGGUCCACGUGCAGCCGCCGGCAGCUGAAGCACCUGCUUAGCUUGGGACGGGUGCCCUGCGCAUGGGACCCACCACAGUCACCAUCUGGAUCCAAGGACCACCUGCUGGAUGCACAGCCAGGCCUCUACUAUAGCGCAGAUGAGCAGUGCCAGGUGGCCUUUGGCCCAGGGGCUUUUGCCUGCACCUUCACCAGGGAGGGCCUGGACAUGUGCCAGGCUCUCUCCUGCCACACAGACCCUCGGGACCAAGGUAGCUGCAGCCGCCGCCUCAUUCCCCUGCUUGAUGGGACAGAAUGUGGUACGGAGAAGUGGUGUUCCAAGGGUCACUGCCGCUCAUUGGCAGAGCUGACCCCCGUGGCAGCAGUGCAUGGACAGUGGUCCAGCUGGGGUCCCCGCAGCCCUUGCUCCCGCUCCUGUGGAGGAGGUGUGGUCACCAGGAGGCGGCGCUGCAGUAACCCCAGACCUGCCUUUGGAGGGCGUGCGUGUGUCGGGGCUGACCUCCAGGCCGAGAUGUGCAACACCCAGGCCUGCGAGAAGACUCAGCUGGAGUUCAUGUCGGAGCAGUGUGCCCAGACAGAUGGCCAGCCGCUGUACCUCUCUCCAGGCAUACCCUCCUUCUACCACUGGGGUGCCGCAGCACAGUACAGUCAAGGGGAUGCUCUGUGCAGACACAUGUGCCGGGCCAUUGGCAAGAGCUUCAUUGUGAGGCGUGGAGACCGUUUCCUGGAUGGGACUCGGUGUGUGCCGAGCGGCCCUCGGGAGGACGGGGCCCUGAGCCUGUGUGUGUCUGGCAGCUGCAGGACAUUUGGCUGCGAUGGCAGGAUGGACUCCCGGCUGGUGUGGGAUGCAUGUCAUGUGUGUGGAGGGGACAAUAGCACGUGCAGCCCACAAAAGGGCUCCUUCACGGCUGGUAGAGCUCAAGAGUAUGCCACCUUCCUGACGGUCACACCCAACAUGACCAACGUGCACAUAGUCAACCACAGGCCACUCUUCACGCACCUGGCCAUGAGGAUCCGAGGGCGCUACAUCGUGGCUGGGAAUGGCAGCAUCUCCCCCAGCACCACCUACCCCUCCCUACUGGAGGACAGCCGUGUGGAGUACAGAGUAACCCUCACAGAGGACCAGCUGCCCUACCUGGAGGAAAUCCGCAUCUGGGGACCAGCCCAGGAGGACAUGGAGAUUCAGGUGUAUCGGCGGCACAGCGAGGAGCACGGCCAGCUCACCCGCCCCAACGUCACUUUCACCUACUUCCAGCCUAGGCAGCAGGCAGCCUGGGCGUGGGCCCCCAUGCGCGGGUCCUGCUCGGUGAGCUGUGGGGCAGGACUGCGCUGGGUGUCCUAUGGCUGCCUGGACCAGGCCCGGGGGCAGUGGGUGGAGACUGCCCAGUGCCAAGAAAGCCCCCAGCCUCCCUCAUGGCCAGAGUCCUGCAACCCUGCACCGUGCCCCCCAUACUGGCUGGCUGGAGACUUCGGCCCAUGCAGUGCCUCCUGUGGGGGAGGCCUCCGUGAGCGGCUGGUACGCUGUGUGGAGGCACAGGGGGCCCUCCUGAGGACGUUGUCCCCGGCCCAGUGCAGAGCGGUGGCCCAGCAGCCAGCAGUGGAGGUGGAAACCUGCAACUCCCAGCCCUGCCCAGCCAGGUGGAAGGUAUCAGACACUGGCCCCUGCACAGUGGCCUGUGGAACAAGUGUGGCCUUUUGGAAUAUAACACCUGUGCAGGGGUCAGAUGGCCUGCAGGCACCAGCAACUACAGGGCCCUGCUGCACGGAUGAGAGGUCACCUGCUCUCAAGCCCUGUACCAGGAUGGCAUGUCCUCCAGGCUGGAGUCAGCCGGACACCACGUCUCUUGGGGAAGAGGCCCCCUUGCCACUGGGCAGUGCCAGGCUGGAGGCUCAGGCCGCACACACGUGGACUCCCCUGACAGGGCCAUGCUCUGUAUCCUGUGGGCGAGGCCUGAUGGAGCUGCGUUUCCUGUGCAUGGACUCUGCCCUGGGGACACCUGUCCAGGAAGAGCUGUGUGGUGUGGAUGACAAGCCUGGGAGCCGGCAGGAAGUCUGUCGGGCUGGCCCGUGCCCCGCUCGGUGGGAGGUCCGAGCCUUGGCACCGUGCCCAGUGACCUGUGGAGGGGGUCAGGUGCCCCUGGCUGUGCGCUGCAUAAGGUUGGACCACGGCCGCCCUGUCCCUUUGCCCCACUCCAAGUGCUGGCCAGUGCCCCGACCUGGCCCCUUUGAGGACUGCAGCCCAGAACCUUGUCCAGCCAGGUGGAAGGUCACAUCCCUUGGUCCAUGCUCAGCCAGUUGUGGUCUUGGCACUGCUGUCCGCACAGUGGCCUGCAUGCAACUUGAAGGAGGCCAGGACACUGAGGUGGAUGAGGUAUCCUGUGCAGCUCUGGUGCGGCCACAAGCCAGUGUCCCCUGCCUCCUCACUGACUGUACCUACCUGUGGCACGUUGGCACCUGGACAGAGUGCUCUGUCUCCUGUGGGGAUGGCAUCCAGCGCCGGCAUGCCACCUGCCAUGGAGCCCAGGCACCUGUGCCAGCCAGCUUCUGCCAGCACUCACCCAAGCCAGCAACAGUGCGCAGCUGCCAAGCUGGGCCCUGUGAGGAGCAGGGGACCUUCCGCUCAGUGCCCCACAAAGAAGCCACUGACCCCAGCCAGACCACAGCUGCUGUUGCUUCUCUGGAGUGGCCCCAGGAAAGCCUGGUGGAGUCCAGUGCCUGUGGCAGGCAGCACCUGGAGCCCACAGGAACCAUUGACAUGCGAGGCCCAGGGCAGGCGGACUGUGUGGUGGCCAUCGGGCGGCCCCUGGGUGAGGUGGUAAUACUCCAAGUCCUUGAGAGCACCCUCAACUGCAGUGCAGGAGAGAAGUUGCUGCUUUGGGGCCGGUUCAUGUGGAAGAAGUUGUGUGGGAAGCUGUCUGGCCUGACUUUCAGCUCCAGGACCAACAUUCUGGUGGCUAAGCUGCACCUUGUGUGGCCCGGAAGUGGAGUGCUGCUGGGGUACAGGAGCCAGCCUGCCCCUGGAACUUUCUACAGAGAAUGUGACUUACAGCUCUUUGGACCCCAGGGUGAAAUCGUGAGCCCCCUACUGAGUUCAGAGAUGAUGGGUGUAGGGGGCUGCCGGGUCUUCAUCAGUGUGGCUCCACAGGCCCGGAUUGCUAUCCAUGCUCUGGUCACCCACAUGGACCCUAGAACUAAGGGAACCAACGCCAGCUAUGUCUCAAUCCGGGAUGCCCACAGCCUGAGGACCACAACAUUCCAUGGGCAGCAGGCGCUCUACUGGGAGUCAGAGGGCAGUGAGGCUGAGGUGGAGUUUAGCCAGGGCUUCCUGGAGGCACAUGCCAGCCUGCAGGGUCAGUACUGGACCCUCAAUCCCAGAAUGCCAGAAGAGCCCGGAGCACAGCCAGGCCCUGCCCUAGAUUUCUCUCCAAGCUUUGGAAGGAAAGAGAAUGAACCCAACACCUACUGAACACUAGUAGAUGUCUGGGCAACCUGUAGGGUUUAACUCUGGUCUCAGAGUGCCUUCCAACUAGGACUUCCAUCAAUCUUAGGGAUUCUUCUUUGGGGUCUUGGCUUUAGGUGUAGGAGGUGGAGACUCUUUGGGAAAGCAGUUCCCAGCCCUUCAGAUGUCAAUAAAGGAAAUGGGAGGCCUGA
Molecule: messenger RNA, 4682 nt
Organism: Marmota flaviventris (yellow-bellied marmot)
Lineage: Eukaryota; Metazoa; Chordata; Mammalia; Rodentia; Sciuridae
Source: RefSeq, a predicted model, not a curated record